AUGGAGAAGUUGAGGUUUCCUUCGGCUGCCUUCGUACGCGGCGCCAGAGCCUAUGUUUGCAAUAGAUACCCUGUCGUUUUGCCGGAUACAGCAGCAGUGGUCGGAAUGGCGUGGAUUCGCGUGUGCAGGGGGUCGACAGCAGCAGCAGCACGUCCUUAUCUGCAAAACACAAGCUGAGAAUGAAAAUUGGCCAAGUCUCUACCGGAGUUGUGAUCAUUGUUGAGGCGUUCUCGUUGGUCCGGUGUUGGGUUGCCCUUGUGUGCGUGGGCUGGUCUUUGGUAGUAGUGGAGUAUCAAUAGGAAGCUUUUCUGUUCCGGCUGUGCAUUGCAUACCAUCGGCGUUUGGUGGGACCGUUUGUUUGGGCGUCCUCGCAUGAAAGGGCUGGUCGUUAGCACGGUGUGUCGAGAGGGUAGAUUGCUGUAAUGGCUGUGCAUUGCAUGCAAGCUCGGGGCCGCCUAGAGAGCACACUCUAUGCUGACAAACCCGACAAUAGACCCGGCCUUUCUCCUGAUUGGCUGCCCGGAUGGAUUUUUCGUCCUAAUGUUGGUGCUGCAGCCGUGCACGACUCUGUCGGAAUUGCCAUAAUCGUUCUCGGCGUUGGAUAGUUGUGCCUAUAGAGUGGAUCUCGUGGGUUAGGCAGGUGUGUCAUUGUUCUGUGCGCUUAUACUAGUGUUUGGUUGCGCAGAGAAACGCAUUGAUUGGUGUUGUGAUGCGUGUGCAUGUUUUAGUGUGUUGCGUGGGGUGUCCAGGUGUGUUCCUUUCGUGGAAGGUGCAUGUGCAGAAAAAGAAACAACAGGUAGCCUUGUCGUUCUCAUGGUCGUACACGAGUACAAAUGCAUUAUUCAUGUUUUAUCUCCAGGAGUUCCCUCACUGUUGUCACCUUCGGAGAGUAGAGCAUUGAAUAUGGCUACCCAGGCGUGCCCGUUAGAUUUGCUAGGUUCCGUAUCCUAGGCUGUGACCGUUUUUCUGUAUAGCGCGCGCUGUCCUUCCGUUGGCCGGGUUGGGGGGUGCAUGGCGAAGAGCGUGUGAUCUUUGUCGGAAAGAAGAGGAAGCAUCGUAUGGCAGCUAGCUGGAAAGAGUGA
Molecule: messenger RNA, 1082 nt
Organism: Ectocarpus sp. CCAP 1310/34
Lineage: Eukaryota; Phaeophyceae; Ectocarpales; Ectocarpaceae
Source: the annotation of a GenBank genome assembly